Molecule: messenger RNA, 3743 nt
Organism: Sapajus apella (tufted capuchin)
Lineage: Eukaryota; Metazoa; Chordata; Mammalia; Primates; Cebidae
Gene: VAX1
Product: ventral anterior homeobox 1
Exons: 3
Coding region: 1447-2454 (335 amino acids)
Biological process (GO): brain development; regulation of DNA-templated transcription; central nervous system development
Molecular function (GO): DNA binding; DNA-binding transcription factor activity, RNA polymerase II-specific
Source: RefSeq, a predicted model, not a curated record
AACACGGCCCUUCCCCCGCCCAGGAGCCACGCCAGACCGCCGCACUCAGAGGACUGUUUGUUAAUAGUCCAAUUAGAUAAUUGCCAUCUUUCACUCCUUUUGCUCCGCAUUUCCCAUAAAGGAAUGAAUGGGGAGAGCGGCAUGGAGAGGGCUUCUGCCCCGGCAAGGUGACGAGAAGGGCUGGAGCAUGCUCCUUGCACAAGGCCAUGCGCUUGAAUUGAAUCAUUGUAGCCUAAUCAAUGCUCUUAUUGGAUUACUGGCUGUUGCUUUUCUCAAAGAUAUUGUAGCAGAGACAAUGAAAUAGCUAGGGGAAAACUUUUUUUUUUUUUUUAAGCAGAUCUCACAGUUGAGAUUUCUCGGCCGUCUCUCCCUCUCCCCCUCUCUCUCCUGCUGGACUCUCUGAGUACAAAGCUGCCCUUUGAAUGGGCUGCCUCAGGGCUGCUGGAGGUGCAGGCAUGAAAAAAUCCAACUGGAACUAAAUGAAGAGAGGUGGCAGUUUAAGAUGGCUGUCUGCGUGGAGGUGUGUUAAGGAGGAGUUGUUUGGGGGAAAAGCUUGGCUUUUUUAGAGUGCGGGGGAGAUACUUUUCGGGAAAACUUUAUCUCCCCCCCUCUUUCUUCCCCACCCCCCAGGCAACUGCUUUCUUCUGCUGCGGGUGUGUAAGGGUGUUUUUUUUUCUCUUCCCCUCCCACCCCUCAUUCAGUUCUAUCUGGCGAGUGUGGAGAAAACCCCUCUAGCCAGUAUGUGAGCAGGAGGGUCAAAGGCAAAAGGAAAGUUAAUAAUGCCUGCUAAUGGUACUAACAAUUCAGGAUGAAUCUUGUCAAAAGUUUUUCUGGAAGUGUGGGUCUUUGAUUGUGUGUUUCCUCAAAGCAAGACCAAUCAUUUCCGUUUAUUCACUGGCUAAACCCCUACUUGAUUGGGGACAAGGACAGAAACCAUCCAUUACGAUCUGAUAUAUUAUCCAAACAAUUUAGUGUAUUCAUGAGGUAACCGAAACGUGGGGGCUGCGAAAUUACCCGUAAUCAAUUGCAACAGCGAGUGUGCGUCCCCCCGGGUGUAGGACAACUACAACUCGCCGUCUCAGAACAGGCGGGAGCCGCAGCAUUUCGGAGUUGCGCUGUUCGCUACCUGAUCGCCAGGCUGGGGACACUGGACGUGCUCAGAGGACGCGGGUGCUGACGAGGCGGCCUCGCCGCAGCUCUACCGGGAUCCUGGACCAGACUGGCCGCCUCUCCGCGAGCGCGCCACUCUCCCGUCGCCGCUGACCCGCGCGCCGCCGCCGAAGCCGCCCCGCGGGGACAUUCAUUCUUGCCGCUUGCCGGUCGCCGGGCUGGGCAUACGGGCCGCGUUGUCGGGGGUUUUGUCCCCUUUUUCCUCUUUUUUUUUUCUCCUUUUUUUUUUUUUUGUUUUUUUUUUUUUUUUUAUUCUUUUUGUUGUUGUUCUUGCCUAUGUUCGGGAAACCAGACAAAAUGGACGUUCGAUGCCACUCGGACGCCGAGGCUGCCCGGGUCUCGAAGAACGCGCACAAGGAGAGUCGGGAGAGCAAGGGCGCGGAGGGUAACCUCCCAGCCGCCUUCCUCAAGGAGCCGCAGGGCGCCUUCUCUGCGUCCGGCGCUGCUGAGGAUUGUAACAAAAGUAAAUCCAAUUCCGCAGCCGACCCGGAUUACUGCCGCCGGAUCCUGGUCCGAGAUGCCAAGGGGUCCAUCCGAGAGAUCAUCCUGCCCAAGGGCCUGGACCUGGAUCGGCCUAAGAGGACGCGCACGUCCUUCACCGCGGAGCAGCUCUAUCGGCUGGAGAUGGAGUUCCAGCGCUGCCAGUACGUGGUGGGCCGCGAGAGGACCGAGCUCGCCCGGCAGCUCAACCUCUCCGAGACCCAGGUGAAGGUCUGGUUCCAGAACCGGCGCACCAAGCAGAAGAAGGACCAGGGCAAGGACUCGGAGCUACGCUCGGUGGUGUCGGAGACAGCGGCCACGUGCAGCGUGCUACGGCUGCUGGAGCAGGGCCGUCUGCUGUCGCCGCCCGGCCUGCCCACGCUGCUGCCGCCUUGCGCCACGGGCGCUCUCGGCUCCGCGCUGCGCGGGCCCAGCCUACCUGCCCUGGGCGCGGGCGCCGCCGCCGGCUCGGCAGCCGCCGCCGCCGCCGCCGCCGCCCCGGGCCCAGCGGGCGCCGCGUCCCCGCACCCGCCGGCUGUGGGCGGCGCUCCAGGCCCUGGGCCCGCCGGGCCGGGGGCACUGCACGCAGGCGCCCCGGCCGCGGGCCACAGCAUCUUCAGCCUGCCGGUGCCCUCGCUGCUCGGCUCCGUCGCCAGCCGCCUGUCUUCUGCCCCGUUGACAAUGGCUGGUUCGCUAGCUGGGAAUUUGCAAGAACUCUCCGCCCGAUAUCUGAGCUCCUCGGCCUUCGAGCCUUACUCCCGGACCAACAAUAAAGAAGGGGCCGAGAAAAAAGCGCUGGACUGAUUUUAAGUGUUUCCCUGUAUUUAUAUUUAUAGUAUCUAUUGUGGUGAUAUUUAUGGACUCACUCGCGUUAGGUGCCCAGAGCUCCUGCACUGGGCUCCUGGCUCCCACCAGGCCUCAGACAGCUCUCCUUUCCCACCCAGCUCUGCUACCAAUUCCAUCUCAUUUGGGCUAUUUUUUUUCUACCUUUCCUCCAUGAUUCCUCUCCAACCCCCAACUUCCUUCUGAAUCCAGGAGAAAUCCAAAGAAUUGGGGAAAAUGCCCGAGUCAGUCAACCUGAUGCCCCGACCCGUGCCCAGCCUAGGAAAGAAAAUACUGGUUCUAAGUCCAAAGCACAGGACACUUGCUCUAGAUUGGCGGUUGCUGCCGCUGCCGACUAUUCCUAGGAAUAUUUGAAAAAUGAAAACUGCGCGCAGAUCCCAGGGGCUUGUAGGGUUCUUUAGACCAAAAAAGGAGUACGUUCCUUCCUCUUGCCAGAGAAACCAGGGCUUGUGGGAGCUCCUGAGCCCCGCUUUGCGGACCUCUCGAUAUAGUCGGUACACAUGCAGCUUCCUGGCGGGACAAAUCCUGCCGGUUUUCUUCCCUAAAGGGCAAUUCCAAUCACAACAACCCCCGACCCCAGGAAACAGUAACAAACGUCCUGGUGGGCAACGACACUAAUAAAUUUGAUUUAAUCAGCAAUAAAGGCAAUUGCUACGUAAAACCAGGUGAAGUGGAACCAGUUUUUAAAUGCUCGUAAUGAUGAAGUUUGGAAGGUGUAAGAAAAUUCAGGAUAGCGAAUGCCCCUCAGGGCAAUGCAAAAUUAGGGUUCUGAGAGUUGUAACUUUAAACAGGAAUUUAAUGGGGGAAAAGCAAAGGAAAAGCCAACGUCGCUAAUGAAAGAAAAUUCAGAAUCUUUUCUCCGAGCCUGUUGGGGCGGUGGCCGACAGCUUCCCACUCCUUCAGGAAAGAGCAAAGCAGUUCCGGGCGGUAGCUUGGGCGCCCGCGCUUCACCAUACGGCCUCCCAGGCUCAUAGCUUCAGGCACAAUCGCUCGGUUUGGAAAACGAGUCAGCAUUCAUUGUCUCCUGUCUCAAACUCCAGGAUUCACAAAACUCUUCCUGCACACAGGAAACGCUUGGAUUUCUGAGCAGUUCUCUGCGGAAGGGGAGGCAGGGACGCCACUGGGCUGUCGGGCCUUCCCUAGCAGUAGUCUCGGAAUCCGGAUAGCGUCUCCUGUGAUUGAUAGGAAAGACACUCCCUUCGCCUCUCCAGUCUUAGGGUUUCAGUGGUCCCAAGUCAGAACCCGGACCG